AUGCAAGAAAGCACAGAUGAACAGCUACCUUCUGCCUCUCAGUUACGACGAGGCAUCUCCACGGAAAGUCUCGACAGUUCCGCUUCAUCGAUUAUGGAGGUGAAUCGUGAAGUGCCUACAGCGAAUCUCACAUUGAAAUAUGACGAAGCCACCCAAAUGCUUUCCGUACAACUUCAUCAUCUUUCGGACGUAUACAACGAUUAUGGGCAAAUUUGGAUGCUUUUCUUCCUUCUCCCUCAUCCUAAACCUCUUUGGCGUACCGAGGCUAGGAGUACACCAUCUUCAUUCAUCGACUACAACACCAUCUAUCAACAAUGCGUUCGCAAAGCUGACCUUAACAAAGAUUUGUCGUUGGGCAGUGGACGAGAUACUCCAGUAGAACUGGCUUUACUGGCAAACAAAUCGAAGAGCCCAAGUGACGAGUCAACGGAAAAUGUGAAAUUGGGCGAAAUUCUCUUCCUUGCCUCAUUCGCCCACGAUCGAUUGACGAAGUGCCAUUUACGUCUGAGUAUUGUAUGCGGUACCGAUGAAUAUUGCAAGAGCAUCGGUCACGUAACACUUGGGCCGAAAACGAGCGGAAAGGAACUCGGUCACUGGAAACGAGCUCUCAGUGGUGAAGGUCCGCCACUGGCGACUUGGCAUGCUGUUCGACCUCGGAGUAAAGUUUAA
Messenger RNA from Cooperia oncophora, 669 nucleotides. Lineage: Eukaryota; Metazoa; Nematoda; Chromadorea; Rhabditida; Trichostrongylidae. The record is from the annotation of a GenBank genome assembly.